Molecule: messenger RNA, 1237 nt
Organism: Elaeis guineensis (African oil palm)
Lineage: Eukaryota; Viridiplantae; Streptophyta; Magnoliopsida; Arecales; Arecaceae
Product: plant UBX domain-containing protein 10
Biological process (GO): ERAD pathway
Cellular component (GO): endoplasmic reticulum
Molecular function (GO): ubiquitin binding
Source: RefSeq, a predicted model, not a curated record
AUGACAUCAACAAGAGGUGGCACAGGACAGGAGCUGCGAGCCUCAUGCACUGAGUUUGUUCGCAGGAUGGUAAGACUUCCUCUCAGCAUAAUAGAAGGGAUAUCAAGAGCAAUUGGCCAUGGAGCUCCAAGAAGAGCCCCUCAGAAUCCACAAUCCCAGCAACAGCCAGAACUUAUGAUCAUCCCAGAGGAAUGGCUUUUUAUAACACUCUUCGAGCGACAAUAUGGCAGCACCCACCCUUUCUUCUAUGCAUGUCAGUUCCUUGAAGCUCUAAAGAUUGCAAAGGAUGAGUCGAAGUUUGUUUUCUUGUACCUCCACGAUCCGGACCAUCCCUACACAGCUCCCUUUUGCCGCAACACGCUUUGUUCACAGCUGGUGGUAGAGUUUCUGGACACAAACUUUGUAUCAUGGGGCGCAGUUGCAAACAGAGGAGAAGGAUCAGAGAUGGUUGCCGCAUUGAAAGCAGCAAGUUUCCCAUUCUGUGCUGUUGUAGCUCCGAUCUCUGGUGAAAGCAUUGCAGUUCUACAGCAGGUGGAAGGACCAGUUUCUCCUGAAGAACUGGUGAAUAUUUUGCAAAAGACAAUUGAGGAACAAGGUUCAGCUUUCAGGGCCUUGAGAACAGAAGAAGAGGAGAAGAUAAGAGCAAAUCGCCAACUGCGUGCGGAACAAGAUGCAGCUUACCUUGAAUCACUUAAGAAGGACAAGGUAAAGGAAGGAGCCCAGCAAAGGCUUGUAGAAGAGGCAGCUCGCGCAGCAGCAGAAAGGUGGGAGAAAGCUAAUAAUGAGAGGCUCCAGAGAAAACCUCCCCAAAAACAAUUAAGCAGUAAAACAAAAGAUGCAAGCAAGGAAACACAAACCGUUACUUCCAGGAAAACAAAAUCCACCACCAAGAUACUGAUAAGAUUUCCAAAUGGGCAAAGAAUAGAGCAGAGUUUCCUUUGCACAGAUACUAUCAGAUCAAUAUUCAGACACAUUGACUCCCUGGAUGUACCUGGUAUAGGAAGCUAUCGGCUGAUAUCCAACUUCCCAAGAAAAGUUUAUGGCUAUGAACAGUUGGAAAUGACUCUCAAAGAUGCAGGUCUCCAUCCAAGCGCUACUCUGUUCCUGGAGCUGCUUCAAUGAUAAUAUGGUUCUGAUUAUGUAGUCGUUUACAGAUUAUUACUAUUAAUAUAGGAGGUGUAUUGUCACCAAAACAUGUACAUUUAUAUAAGAUAUAUACAUCCUUACCUUCCAGUGA